Messenger RNA from Lathyrus oleraceus (garden pea), 779 nucleotides. Its product is annotated as ethylene-responsive transcription factor ERF023. Gene Ontology annotation, biological process: regulation of DNA-templated transcription. The record is from RefSeq and is a predicted model, not a curated record. The transcript has a single exon. Lineage: Eukaryota; Viridiplantae; Streptophyta; Magnoliopsida; Fabales; Fabaceae. Gene Ontology annotation, molecular function: DNA binding; DNA-binding transcription factor activity. Bases 78 to 611 code for a protein of 177 amino acids.
CUUAAUAAUUGUUAUAAAUAAAUGUUGCGACACACUGAGAGAGAGAGUCAAAACGGCUUCAAGUGUAGAAACUGAGAAUGGACGAAAAUAAACCAACACCGUCCAUUGAAAAUGACGUAACCACCGCUGACAGCCGGAGAGUUGGAACCCGCCACCCUGUCUACCGCGGUGUCCGGAAACGGCGAUGGGGAAGAUGGGUAUCCGAGAUUCGGGAACCCAAGAAGAAAUCUCGUAUAUGGCUUGGAUCAUUCCCGGUACCGGAGAUGGCCGCAAAAGCGUACGACGUCGCAGUAUAUUGCCUCAAAGGCCGAAAAGCGCAACUCAAUUUUCCCAACGAGGUGGAAAACCUACCACUUCCGGCCACUUCUACGGCAAGAGACAUUCAAGCGGCGGCGGCCAAGGCGGCGAGUAUGAUGAAAUCUUCACUUGACGAGAAGAGUUGCAUUGUGUCAGAUGGAGAUAGCGGCGGAGAUGAUUUUUGGGGUGAGAUUGAGUUACCGGAGCUGAUGGAAAAUGAGUGUUGCUGGAAUUCUCCGAGUGACAUGACGGUGUGGACGGAGGUUGAGGUUUUGGCGCAGCAACCUUUGAUGUCGUGUUCUUUUAAUAACUAAUGCUACUUGGUAUGGUUGGUAUGUCUCUUGCAUGUCAUUGUAAUUUGUAUGUUUUCUAUAUGCAAUAAUUUCAUGGUAUCAUUAGUACUUAUAUUUUUAUUAAUCAAGUCAAGAGAUUGGAGUAUUACUUUAAAAAAUAUAUAUAUUUCAUCUGAAUUUAAAUUUGAA